Coccomyxa subellipsoidea C-169 is the source of this 1929-nucleotide messenger RNA. RefSeq names its product NAD(P)-binding protein. The coding region runs from base 1 to 1929 and encodes 642 amino acids. Lineage: Eukaryota; Viridiplantae; Chlorophyta; Trebouxiophyceae; Coccomyxaceae. The record is from RefSeq and is a predicted model, not a curated record. The transcript is spliced from 18 exons.
AUGGAGGCCGUUGAAGGAGUUGAUCUCACAGGCAAAACGUCAGUUGUCACCGGCGGCAAUAGCGGCAUUGGCGUGGAGACAGUCAGGGCUCUGGCCAACGCUGGCUCGCGAGUCAUCCUCACCAGCCGUUCAGUCGAGGCUGGAGAGAAGGUUGCGCAACAGCUUAAGGCAGAAGGCGUGAAGGGUGACAUCAUAGUGAAGCAGCUGGACUUGGCAGAUCUACAAAGCAUCCGCCGAUUCAGUAAGGCCUUCAAGGCGGAAGAGAGGGGACCGGAUCUGCUGAUACUGAAUGCAGGCGUCAUGGCCUGCCCGCUGUCGUACACCAAGGACGGCUUUGAGAUGCAGAUUGGCACCAAUCACUUUGGGCACUUUGCCCUGACAAGGGACCUUCUACCUUCCAUGAAGGCACUGAAAACCCCAGCACGAGUGGUGGCAGUGUCCAGCAGAGCUCAUGAAAUGGGUUCAAUCUUUUUGGAGGACUUGCACUACAGAAAUCGGUCUUACUCUGCCUGGAGCUCAUAUGGGCAGUCAAAGCUGGCAAAUGUGCUGUUUGUCAAGGAGCUUGCAAAAAGGUUGGAGGGUAGCAAUGUGAAGGCGUACUCUCUCCAUCCUGGCGUGAUCAACACUCCUCUUGGCAGGCAUGUGUAUGGCGAGAGCUACCUGGGCAGUGCUGUGAAGCUAGCAGUGGGCAUCUUGGCCUGGCCGUGGUUCAAGUCUCCUGCUCAGGGGGCCGCCACCUCUGUCACCGCAGCCGUCAGCCCCGAUCUGGAAUCGCACUCCGGCGUAUACCUGCAUGACUCUCAGAUCAAGGAACCGUCAAAGGCUGCUCAGGACAUGGAGAUGGCCGGCGAGCUGUGGACAGAGACAGAGAAGCAACUGGCAGAGGCGGAAAAGAAGCUCAAACCAGAUUUCCAGCCAGGCUCCAUUAAGCAGGUCGGGGGUUUUUCCGACAUCGAGGUCUACGUCAUGGCUGGCCCCAAAGCCUUCAAUUUUCACACCACCGCCUUGCAAGUUGUCGAGGGCGUUGAUUUGUCAGGCAAGACUGCCAUUGUGACGGGUGGCAACAGCGGUAUUGGGGUGGAGACUGUGCGGGCUUUGGCAACUGCGGGUGCCCGGGUCAUCCUGACAAGCCGCUCUGUGGAAGCUGGCCAGAAGGUGGCUCAGCAGCUCACAGCAGAUGGUGGCCUCAAGAGUGAUAUCAUUGUGAAGCAGCUGGAUCUAGCAGAUCUGCAGAGCAUCCACAGCUUUACAAAGGACUACCUGGCGCAUGAGAAGGGCCCGGAUCUGCUCAUCCUGAAUGCAGGCGUCAUGGCCUGCCCAGAAGCCUACACCAAGGACGGAUUCGAGAUGCAGAUUGGAACCAACUACUUUGGCCACUUUGCGCUCACAGCCGAUCUGCUACCUUCCAUGAAGGCCUUGGGAAGGCCGGCGCGCGUCGUUGUGGUGUCCUCAUCUGCACAUGCCGUACAUCCAUCCCCCAUGACUCUGGAUGACCUGCACUACAAGAAGUCAAAGUAUGCUUGGUGGGGCGCUUAUGGGCGCUCCAAGGUGGCGCUCAUCCUAUUUGCAAAGGAGCUGUCACGGAAGAACGAGGGUGCCAAUAUCAAGGCCUACUCCCUGUGUCCUGGUGCCAUCAAGACCCCGCUGCAAAGGCAUAUGGGAACUGGGGGCCCCUUGACUUGGGUAAAAAAUGGUAUCGGACACAUUCUUGGGGCGCUGACCAUGGGCUGGAAAACUCCCUCCCAGGGAGCCUCCACCACCCUCACAGCAGCGCUCAGCCCAGAUCUGGAAGCUCACCCAGGCGCGUACCUUGUGAAUUGCCAGAUCAAGGCGCCCUCCAAAGCAGCCCAGGACAUGGACAUGGCGGCUAAGCUGUGGGUGGAGACUGAGCGGCAGCUGGCAGAAGCUGAACAGAAGCUGAAAGUUUGA